GAGCGGGCAGGCGGGCGGGCGGGCGGCGCGCACCAUGCCCUCCUUCGACGAGGCGCUGCAGCAGGCCGGCGAGUUCGGGCGCUUCCAGCGGCGCGUGUUCCUGCUGCUGUGCCUGACGGGCGUCACCUUCGCCUUCCUCUUCGUCGGCGUGGUCUUCCUGGGCAGCCGGCCCGACCACUACUGGUGCCGCGGGCCGAGCGCCGCCGCGCUGGCCGAGCGCUGCGGCUGGAGCCCGGAGGAGGAGUGGAACCGCACGGCGCCCUCCCGCCGCGGCCCCGCGCCCCACGAGCGCCGCGGCGACGGCCGCUGCCAGCGCUACCUCCUGGAGGCGGCCAACGCCAGCGCCGCCGCCACGGGCGCGCUCAGCUGCGCCGACCCGCUCGCCGCCUUCCCCAACCGCUCGGCGCCCCUCGUGCCUUGCCGGGGCGGCUGGCGCUACGCCCAGGCGCACUCGACCAUCGUCAGCGAGUUUGACCUCGUGUGUGUCAAUGCUUGGAUGCUGGACCUCACACAAGCCAUCCUAAACCUGGGCUUCCUGGCCGGGGCGUUCACCUUGGGCUACGCAGCGGACAGGUAUGGCCGAAUAGUCAUUUACUUAAUCUCCUGUUUCGGUGUUGGCGUCACUGGGGUUGUGGUGGCAUUUGCACCCAAUUUCCCCGUGUUCGUGGUCUUCCGCUUCCUACAAGGUGUGUUUGGAAAGGGGACAUGGAUAACUUGCUACGUGAUUGUGACAGAAAUAGUGGGUUCAAAGCAAAGGAGGAUUGUGGGAAUAGCCAUUCAAAUGUUCUUCACCCUCGGAAUCAUAAUUCUCCCAGGAAUUGCCUACUUUAUCCCCAGUUGGCAAGGGAUCCAGCUAGCCAUAACGCUGCCCAACUUUCUCUUCCUCCUUUAUUACUGGGUGGUUCCUGAAUCUCCCCGCUGGCUGAUUAGUCGGAAGAAAGGAGAUAAAGCGUUAAAAAUUCUGAGGAGCAUUGCCAAAUGCAAUGGGAAAUAUCUCUCGCCAAAUUACUCGGAGAUCACUGUUACAGAUGAGGAAAUUAGUAAUCCAUCCUUUUUAGAUCUGGUGAGAACUCCCCAAAUGAGGAAGUGCACACUUAUACUGAUGUUUGCUUGGUUCACGAGUGCGGUGGUUUAUCAAGGACUCGUCAUGCGCCUGGGAAUUAUAGGAGGCAACCUCUAUGUAGACUUUUUCAUCUCAGGAAUUGUGGAAUUGCCUGGAGCCGUCCUGAUCUUACUAACCAUUGAACGUUUUGGUCGACGCCUACCCUUUGCAGCAAGCAAUAUAGUGGCAGGCGUGGCAUGCCUUGUCACUGUGUUCUUACCAGAAGGAAUACUAUGGUUGAGGACCACGGUUGCUACCCUGGGAAGACUCGGAAUAACCAUGGCCUUUGAAAUUGUUUAUUUGGUAAAUUCAGAAUUGUACCCAACAACAUUACGAAACUUUGGUGUUUCACUGUGUUCAGGUUUAUGUGAUUUCGGGGGAAUCAUAGCCCCGUUUCUGCUCUUCCGGCUCGCGGCCAUUUGGCUAGAACUACCUCUUAUCAUCUUUGCACGCCGCGCUGAAAGAACAGAGGACACAGAAUCCCUUGCACACGCUCCAUAAUCUCUUUGAUGUGCCUUGAGAUCAUACCCUCCUGCCCACCUCAGUCUUCGCAGAAGGCAAGACGGGAUAGAGCCAUAGCGUAGGGAGGGACCUUAGGGUAACUCAGGGUGGCGUUUCUCAAGUGCUGUUCCAACCUUUCUGCCUGGACUUCGUCAUAGCCUCCUCUUCCCUCCUCAGCAAGAGAGGAUGCAGGCUGGCCCUUUUCUCACCUACCUUUCCUCUGCCUCCCCUUCCUGACUCCUGGCAAAGAAUGAUUUUCAUUCAUUGCUCAGCAGUUUCAACUCCAAUGAAAACAUCAAGUCCAUGAGGGCAUACAUCCUGAGCAACGCAAACGUCCUUGAGUAGUGUUUGGGACUGGAAAGUCAGCUUCUAACCGUUGACAUCAGUGACUUCAAUAAAGGAUCAUUUCAAAUGAUCUCAUGGGAUCUGAUAAACAAGUGUGGCAUUGAUUCUGCGGCCAGUACGAGAAAGCAAAGACAGGGCAUUGUUCCACCGAGACAGAGUGGUCUAAGGGCCCAGGCUCUCAAGAUGGGCAGGCCGGCUAAGCUGGCACUGGCACUGCGGUGCAGGCCCUCCCUUCAGAGUCUGGCUGGGGAGGGGAGACAGCUGCGUUUGCAAACAGCCAGUCACCUGAGAGCGUGAUCAACAAGGGUGCUACACAUCCUUGUUGCGGCACAGCACAGGGCUCACCAACCCCCAGAGACAAGGGGAGAAGGUCAGGGGGCAAGGAAGCCAUGCCUCGGCUGAGGUCUGAGGGUGAAUAGGAAUUAUCCAUGGGACGGUUGUGGGGCUCCAGGCAGCGGGGAGGCCUGGAGUAAGCAGAGGAAGGUGUUCUCUGACCCCCAGGAAGUUAAAGGACAGAGCACGGUGUGUGAGGUGAAGCCUGAAGAGAGGUGAAGCUGCUGUGGGGGCGAGCUGGGGCCAGACGAUGAAGGGUCAUUCAGACAAGACACAGAAGCCAGGAAAGCAAAGCAAGGAUGUAUUAAGUGAUAGUACACUCUCAGGGGCGAGCGGGCAGACUCAGGUGAGCAGCUGCACUGAGUUUCUUUGGCAAGCUGGUUACAUGGGGCAUAAAAAUGAAUGGGCAGAACACCCAUUAGGGAGGGAGGGGUUUGUUGAUCAUAUUCCCUGAUCUUCAUCCCAGCUACACCUCCCCAAGGAGAGGAGGGAUUUUUGCUCUUAUUUAGUCUGGAUCAGAAGUUUCAUAGUGUAGGUGCCUGAUGGGUACUUCUGAUCUGCAAGACUAAUUUUAUUGUAAUGAGGUCAUAAUGAGCAAAAGGUAACAUUUGGGCUCCAGAGAGUCCUGCCUUUCCCCACCUUUCUUUGUCUGCCUCUAGGACCCUUGUCACCCCACAUUGUGGAAUUUCCUGUCGGUCCAGAGGUUCCUGCUUUUCUCUGUCUGCCCAAGGACCCCAUUGUUUACAAGAUGUGCGGUUUCCUGCCAUUUGGCCUGUGUCCCCCUUUCUCUGUUUAUAACUAGCUUUCUGCCUGCUCUAACAUUCUCGGAUGCACAAAGGGUCUGCUCUUCAUCCAAACAUCAGCAGGAAGUUGUGGAGAGUUCUAAGCUGGGGCUGACAGUGUUUGAUUUGCAUUUUAGAAACAGGACUCUGAUGGCAGAUAUGCAAGUGAGUUGGAGGGGGACCAUGCUAGUGUGAGAUGAUGAAAAGAAUGUGUAAUCAGGCCAGAGAGCAUGAUGAGUGGGCUCAAGGUGAUGGCGUUGAGAAUUUUAAGGAGUGGAUGGACCCCUCGAAAUAUAUUAGAAGUCAUAUUGGCAAGAUGGAGAGAUGAACUGAGCAAGGGCCAGAGGGAGCAGGGAGAUGGGGUCCCAGGCUCCUGGCUGGGAGAACCACACAUGGCGGUGCAGACCACAGUUUAGUGAAGCCAGGGGGCGGGUCUGCCGGAGGACAUGGAGGGGUUCUGUUUGGCUGUUUGUCGCACGAGACACCUCUAAAAAAUGCAAGUUGAAAUUGUGAGAAGAUGGGAGGCUUUGAUGAGCUGAGUCAGGAGAGAAGUGUGGCCUUAUGAUAAAAGUUUAGACGCUAACUGGAUGUGGAUAACCACUGAAACUGUGGGAAUGACCGAAACCCCUGCCCACAGAAAAUAGGACUGAGUGAGAAGGAAGAACAGAGUCCAGGAUGGAGACCUGAGGAGUGACAGAGCAUCCAGAAUGAGCUGCAUGAGAGGAGGCGGCCGGGGGAUGAGAAGGGAUGUGGGGGAGCAGGAGGGAAAUCAGGAACGUGUGGAUGCAGGGGACUGUGGGUAGGUUCUGCCGCCACGUCAGGCAGAUCCAGUGGAUCUGGUGGUGGCAGCAACUGGCCACUUGGCUGGAGCAAGGCCGGAGGGGACAUUGAGCAGAAGCCAGAUUAGAGCAGGUGGAGGGUGCUCACAGUGGUGCUGGCUCCAGCCCACCAUGGCCAAGUGUUAAGUUUUCAAGAAUUUCUGACCUACUUAUUAAACACAUCCAUCAUUAAAAAUAGACUAUCUAAUAGAUUAAAAACAGAAGUAGUAAAUACUCAAAACUCCCCAGUUCCUCAUUCGUCGCUAUGUUACUAUAUCUGGCUGUGAGGUUAGCUGCAUCUACUACUGUACCUCCAUCUGCGGUGGAGACACUGGGUGAUGGUGCACUGCUCCCCGUCUCCUCAGCACCUCACUCAGCAACCCGGGCUGCUUGUCUGGAUGGUGUGCAUCCCUGAUGAGUGUAUUUAAGCCCCAGAAACAGGCAAACACUGUCAAUCAGGACUUUAUUUUCAGGAAAGCCUGUUGUUACACCUUUCCCGGCACACCACUAGGAUAUGAAGAUGUGUAGAAAAUAGGAGAGGAUGGCAUUUCAAGAGUUUCAGUUCUAAGGAACAGAAGGAGGGAGGAUGGUGCCCAGAGGAUAAGAAGAGGUUGAUGGAAGGCUCUUUAAAGAGGAGAGAUUUGAAUACAUUUUGGUGCUUCCACAAGUGGGUUAACGGUACUGGAGAGAGGGGCUGAGUCCCUCCAGUGAGGACCCCUAAAGGACUCCAAAAGACGCCCUUGGGCAGAUGUCAGGACAAGUCUUGCAGUGGAGCUCGAGGUGGGGGGGAGGUGUGUGUGCUGAGGCUCUAGGAAGCUGAGGGGCUCCCCCCCGGCAGCUUCUCUUUCCCCCGUGAGUAGGAGGUGAGGGCUUCUCUGAGUGUUUGGCACUUAAUAGGCCCUCAGUAAACAGCUGUCAAAUGAGUGAGUGAACAGAUAUACAAGCGCACAGGGGCAAUGGGACCAUCCAGGGUUGGAGGGUCAUAGACAACACUUGAGACCAUGAUGAAGGAACACUGGAAGGCUGUUAGUGACCGGAGAGCUGCUGCAGGUGAGGCUGGUUCAGGGUAGUGAGGCUUCCAGAGGGAGGGAGGGAUGAGAGGGGCCAGCUGUGAGUCCUGGUACCGCAACGCCUUUCCCCUGUC
Molecule: messenger RNA, 5025 nt
Organism: Camelus dromedarius (Arabian camel)
Lineage: Eukaryota; Metazoa; Chordata; Mammalia; Artiodactyla; Camelidae
Gene: SLC22A3
Product: solute carrier family 22 member 3
Exons: 10
Coding region: 35-1603 (522 amino acids)
Biological process (GO): transmembrane transport
Cellular component (GO): membrane
Molecular function (GO): transmembrane transporter activity
Source: RefSeq, a predicted model, not a curated record